AUGACAUCAGACCAAAGCAGCAGUUUGAACAGUUUUGAGCAGACUACAGGUCAGCCAGUGACAUACAUCAACCCCGAGCUUACCCCGACGGAAAACGCCAAGCCAGGCCGCCAUGUCCACUUGCAAUUCGGCUACGGCCCCAUGCCCGUUACAACUACAGGCACCAGCACCGCCAACAACAAGACGAUAUUCUUCUUUGACAUAGAUAACUGCUUAUACCAUAAAUCCACACGCAUAUUCGAAAUGAUGCAAGUCAAGAUCCACGAUUACUUCAAGCACAAUUUGAAAUUGCUGGACGAAGAAGCAACGCAUCUCCACAUGGACUACUACAAGACGUACGGCUUGGCCUUGGAAGGGCUAGUCCGAAACCAUCAAGUCGACGCAUUGGACUACAAUUCCCAAGUUGACGAUGCGUUGGACUUGCACGCGGUGUUGAGGUACGACAAGCCCUUGCGCGAGGUGCUUUUGCAUAUUAAGAAUCUGGGCAAAUUCGACUACUUCUGGUUGGUCACCAACGCGUAUCGAAAUCACGCCUUGCGGGUCUUGAGCUUUUUGGGCAUUGGCGACUUGUUUGAUGGCUUGACCUAUUGCGACUAUGCGCGAGCCCCCAUUGUAUGCAAGCCCAUGGUUGGCUAUUUCGAGCGUGUUUUCGAGUUGACGCGCUUGAGCGACACGGACUUGAAGAGGCAAUGGUUUGUUGAUGAUUCCGCGUUGAAUGUGCGUGCUGCUUUCGACUUGGGGGUAGGGUACGUGAUUCACUACGUUGAAGACCCCGCGGAUCUUGCCCAGUUGAAGAAGAAGCUGGACUUUGAAAAGUAUUACGGUGGUGGCUCAGGUGAGGAAGGUCGGAGGAUUUUCAUCUUGACUGAUUUUCAAGACUUGCCUCACUUGGUUAACAGAGUUUGA
This is a messenger RNA of Lodderomyces beijingensis, 906 nucleotides long. Lineage: Eukaryota; Fungi; Ascomycota; Pichiomycetes; Serinales; Debaryomycetaceae. The record is from the annotation of a GenBank genome assembly.